AUACAUGAACAGCUGUAACCACACAAACAUUACGGUGUCUAAUUUUAUAUAUUUAUAUAUAGUCAUUUGCUAUUUUUUUGUAGGACCUACACAAGUAUUUCACCCCAAUCGCACCAGAAGCAACGGAGGAAACGGAAGUAGAAGGCAGCUUCGGUUCAGAACGGGACAUUUUAUUCAGUUGACAGCUGUCACAGAAACAUGAAGUUGCUGUUUGUUAUCUGCUUACAGUUUGUUUUGGAAACAUGCUGUACAGGAAAAGAAGGGCAACCCAAUUUUGUACUAAUAAUGGUUGAUGAUCUAGGCAUUGGAGACUUGGGUUGUUAUGGAAACACUACCUUAAGAACCCCCAAUAUCGACACUCUAGCCCAGGAGGGAGUGAAGCUGACCCAGCACAUCGCUGCAGCUCCGUUGUGCACCCCCAGCAGAGCUGCCUUCAUGACAGGCAGAUACCCCAUCCGAUCAGGAAUGGCAAGUUACAGCAGAUCAGGAGUUUAUAUAGUUGCUGCUGCUUCAGGAGGACUUCCAACUGAGGAGAUAACAUUUGCUAAACUUGCAAAACAAAACGGUUAUUCCACAGCACUCAUAGGAAAAUGGCACUUGGGUUUGAACUGUGAAAGCAACCAUGACUAUUGUCACCAUCCACUCAAUCAUGGUUUUACCUAUUUUUACGGAAUUACAAUGACCAAUUUGAGAGACUGCCAGCCUGACCAUGGCACUGUAUUCUCAAAAGUGUAUGGUCACAUACCCUUUCCAAGUAUUGCGGUUGCUUUAAUCGCAGUGCUGGUCUUUCAUUCUUGUGGGAUUAUCAUUGUACCCAGGAAGGUUGUGUUGUGGGCUGCUCUGCCUAUUGCGUUUUGUCUGGUUCUCUUUGCAAUCUUUGUUUGGACGUUUCCAUAUCUGAACUGUGUCCUCAUGAAAAACCAUCAGAUAGUCGAGCAGCCAUUCUCAUCUGAGAAUCUAACUCUGAGGAUGACGCAUGAAGCUAUAAAGUUCUUACAAAGAAAUAGAGAACAGCCUUUCUUACUUGUCUUUACCUUUUUGCAAGUCCACACAGCACUGUUUGCUUCACAGAGAUUUAAGGGGAAAAGCAAACAUGGUUUAUAUGGAGAUGCAGUCGAAGAGGUGGACUGGAGUGUUGGUCAAAUAAUGAAUACUUUGGAUCAUCUAAAUCUAAAUGAGAGGACACUUGUCUACUUCACAUCAGACCAGGGUGCUCACCUUGAGGAAAUAUCCCCCAUAAACGGUGACAUUCAUGGAGGAUGGAAUGGCAUUUAUAAAGGGGGGAAAGCAACAAACUGGGAAGGCGGAAUUCGUGUUCCUGGGAUUGUAAGAUGGACUGGGGUGCUACCUGCUGGCACACACAAUGACCAACCAACCAGCAAUAUGGAUGUUUUCCCAACUGUUGUGAACCUAGCAGGAUUACCUGUGCCCAGCGAUAGAAUUAUAGAUGGGCAUAACUUGAUGCCCCUGCUGCAAGGAAGCGUUCUGCAAUCUGAACACGAAUUCCUCUUCCAUUACUGUAAUGCAUAUUUAAAUGCUGUACGUUGGCACCCCAGACAAAGUGACAACAUUUGGAAAAUAUUUUUUUUCACUCCCAAUUUCUAUCCAGAAAAUUCAAACGGCUGCAGCCAUACACAUGUGUGCCUUUGUACGAAGGGCUAUAUCACUCGCCAUGAUCCGCCUCUGCUUUUUGACCUCUCCAAGGACCCAUCUGAGGAGAUCCCUUUAACACCAGAGACAGAGCCAAAUUUCCAUCUAAUUAUGGCUGUAGUUCAGCAAGCUGUUGCCAAUCACACCAAAACCCUGAGUGAUGUUCCAGACCAGCUGUCAUUGAGUAAUGCUAUCUGGAAACCUUGGCUACAACCUUGCUGCUCUUCCCUGUCAGAGUUAUGUGUUUGUGAUAAAGACAACUCGGAUGUGAAUUUGUAAAGAAACAGUGACUGUUUUCUGUUUUCUUUUUCUUGGGUUUUUAUUUUUGAAUAAUCAACCCAAUCUGGACACUUCCGGCUAGUUUCACAGACUACUCUGUGGUAAUUUAGGUAGUCCAAGCUAAUCAGGGUCUAUGAAACUAGCCGUUAAAGAGACUAACAGCAAGCUCAGUUUCUCAGGCCAGACCAGUCAAAUGCCAAUUUAGUCAUUAACAAGUUGGCUAGAAUUUUCAGUCCAGACUGAUUGCACCAUAAUCCUGUGGGCUUCUUAAUCCUAUAAUCUAAAAGCGUUCCAGCAUUUAUUGUAGCCCAUUGCCCUUGAGAGUUCCAUUUGUUAGGACAUUUUGGAUUUUUUUUUUUUUUUUUAAUGCGACAAA
Molecule: messenger RNA, 2305 nt
Organism: Polyodon spathula (Mississippi paddlefish)
Lineage: Eukaryota; Metazoa; Chordata; Actinopteri; Acipenseriformes; Polyodontidae
Product: steryl-sulfatase-like
Exons: 10
Coding region: 199-1929 (576 amino acids)
Molecular function (GO): arylsulfatase activity
Source: RefSeq, a predicted model, not a curated record